This is a messenger RNA of Sphaeramia orbicularis (orbiculate cardinalfish), 6436 nucleotides long. RefSeq names its product TSC complex subunit 1b (gene tsc1b). Gene Ontology annotation, biological process: negative regulation of TOR signaling; regulation of cell cycle; negative regulation of cell population proliferation. Lineage: Eukaryota; Metazoa; Chordata; Actinopteri; Kurtiformes; Apogonidae. The record is from RefSeq and is a predicted model, not a curated record. The transcript is spliced from 22 exons. Gene Ontology annotation, cellular component: TSC1-TSC2 complex. Bases 207 to 4028 code for a protein of 1273 amino acids.
GGAUUAGUUUGCACACAGUCCGACAGCGGAGGCGGACUGCGGUGGGAUGGGCUGUGAGGUGUCCAAGAUGGCGGCGCCCUGUGGAGUGCAGCUACUCUAACAGCGGUGCCUGGAGACUGUAUUGGUGGGUGGCCCCCGGAGUCCUCCAGGCAGGCGGGGACGGACGCCGUGAGAGAGACGCUGCCUCCACCUCCAGCACUGCCACCAUGGCCCGGGAGCAGCCCAACGUCGGGGACCUCCUCCCGCUCCUGGAGACCUCCGACCUUCACCAGCUAGAAGAGAUCCGAGGCCUUAUCAACGAGCAGCUCAGCACCGAGCGGGGGUCCAUGCUGCUGAACGGGCUGGUCGACUACUUUUUGGAAACAAACUCCGCCCAGGCCAUGCAUAUCCUCUCCUCAGUCAGAGAGCCACAUGACAAGCACCUUCUGGAUAAGAUGAACGAGUGUAUGACCAAACAGGCCUGUCGGCUGCCCACCCUCACCCUGCUCGGCCACGUAAUCCGCAAGCAGCCGUCCUGGAUCCACAAGAUCGCCCGGUAUCCUCUGCUGCUGUCGCUGCUCAAAUGCCUAAAGACGGAUACGGACGUGGUGGUGCUGAUCACUGGAGUGCUGGUGCUCAUCACUCUGUUGCCCAUGAUCCCCCAAGCUGGGAAACAACAUCUGUGGGAGUAUUUUGACAUCUUUGGCCGCCUGGCAUCCUGGAACCUGAAGAAUCCCGGGCAUGUUUCUGAGGUUUAUCUGAUCCACCUGCACGCCAGCGUCUAUUCGCUCUUCCACCGCCUCUACGGCAUGUACCCGUGCAACUUUGUGUCCUACCUGCGCUCUCAUUACAGCAUGAAGGAGAACAUGGAAACAUUUGAGGAGGUGGUGAAGCCGAUGCUUGAACAUGUACGUAUUCACCCUGAACUGGUGACAGGAACUAAGGACCAUGAGCUCGACCCGACCAGGUGGAAAAGAUAUGAAAUCCAUGACAUCGUGAUUGAAUGUGCCAAAGUGUCUCUCGACCCCAAGGAGGCAUCCUGUGAGGAGGGUUAUGCCGCCAUGCCUGAGAACUUCUACCCUCAGAUUCACCUGCGACCACAGGACUCCACAUCCAGCCCCUACACGGACCUCCACAGCAGCUACGGAAGCUCCUCUUCGACCCCGUUCUCCACUCCACGGCAGCCGCUACCCCCGCCCCUGUCCUUGCCCCCCUUCUCAGGGACACUGUCCUCCUACCGAAGCCCACAAACCUCCAGACGCCAGAACUCGGCCUGUGAGCUGAACUCUUCCUGCGGGGGGAAGGACCCUCUGUGGAGCCCCUCCUCGUUGUGCGGCAUGGCCACGCCCCCCUCCUCCAGGGGCAUGUCGCCCAACUUGGAGCUCUCUCACAGCUCCUCGCACCUUCCCAGCCGCUUCCAUUGCACAUCAGGAGGGAAAGGAACGCCUGCCUCCAGCACUCCCGCCACCUCCUCCCCUCCUCCCACACUGUCAGAUGACUUCCCCAUAAUCUCCUUACCCGCCAACACAGUCCAGUCCAGUCCACCCAGAAAGGAUCGAAAACAAGGAGAAAGUGGUAAACCUGCUCUGGUGAGACAAGACCAAGUGAAGGAUUUAGAGAAGAGUGCAGACGCCACCACAAACAGAGAUGCAGCGGCUGCAGAGAACAUCUCCAUGACGUUGACGGAGCUGUCGGUUUUCAUGAAGAAACAGGAGCUGGAUCUUCAGCUGAGGACGGAGAAAGAAAGAGAAGAGGCCGCCAUCACCGAGGAGCUGUUGAAGAUCACAGAGGAAAACCAGGAGCUGCCGGGCCUCAGGGGCUUCGACUCCCCUUUCUAUCACACCACUGAGACUCUGACUGGCUGCCAGGCACCAGAAAAGACCCUCCCCAACAUCCAGCCAGGAGGCCCCGUCCGGGACACCCACAACGUUGUAUCGACGCCAGACAAAAUGGAGAAUGCAGUGAACACCAGCGGCAUUGGCACUGGAGGAGGAAGUGGAGGAGCAGGAGGAGGUGCAGGCGGAGCAGCCCCCGGCCUGGAGCAGACUUGGUCCUUCACCCCCAUCGACCACCACCUGCACCGAAGCCCCUCUGCCCCUGACGAUGACGUGGGAAAGUAUGGGAUGUUCUCACCGAGCCCCUGCAGUAAGACCCCUCCCGCCCCCAUCCCCUACGAGUCGUUUUUUGACCUGGCUCUGCCGCGGGCCGCCUCGCUGUUCGUGGGGAAGAAGACGACGGAAGCGGUGCACAAGGCGGCGAUGGAGAGGCUGCUGCAGCGGGAGGAGGGGCUGGAGGAUGGGGAGGAGGAGGGGCUUAUGUCUGCUUCGCCACUGGAGGUGCUGGAUCGCCUUGUUCAACAGGGAAGCGACGCUCACGAUAAAGUUCUGAAGAGAUUACCUUUGCCAAGUAAGUCAGCUGACUGGACGCACUUUGGAGGUUCUGCUCCACUGGACGAGCUGCACACGCUGCGUAGCCAGCUGCUCCUGCUGCACAACCAGCUGCUGUACGAGCGCUACAAGAGGGAGCAGCACGCCGUCCGCAACCGACGCCUCCUCCGGCGCAUCAUCAACGCCACCGCACUGGAGGAGCAGAACAACGCCAUGAAGGACCAGCUAAACCUGCAGAGCGUGGACAUCACGUCUCUGAGGGAGAGUCUGCAGGUGGAGCAGCAGCGCUAUCGGCAGCUAUGGGACGACCGCGAGACGGUGGUGACCAGACUGCACAGUCAGAUCAGACAGCUGCAGCAGGGACGGGACGACUACUACACCAAGAACCAGGAGCUCCAGAGUAAACUGCAGGAGUGUCAAAAGAGGAUGGACGAGCUAGAGGCGGAGCUUCAGAGAGCCAACAACAAAAUCUGCCACACUGGUCACCUCCUCAACCAGAUGACCAUUAAGCUGAGCAACAGCGAGAGCACCCAGCAGCAGAUGAGCUUCCUGAACAAGCAGCUGCUGCUCCUCGGGGAGGCACAUAAGCUGUCCAUGCAGGAGUUACACCACGCAGGCCCCGAUAAUACAAAGGAGGCCCAGAUGCUGCAGGUGUCUUAUAGGAAAGAGGUGGAGACGCUGAGGCAGAGCCUGCUGGUUCAGGGCCAGAAACUGGAGGCGGCGCAGCAGAGAGUCGCCGAGCUGGAGACUCUCCUGACCAAGAAGGAACACCUCAUCGCUGAGCAGAAGAAGUUCCUGGAGGACGUAAAGUGUCAAGCAAAGGCCGAGCUGCAGGCCUCCGACAGCAGGUAUCAGGCUCAGAGGAGAAUCACUCAGCUGCUUCAGACCGAACUCUUGCAGCUCUACAGUCGAGUGGAGAUGGAGGCCCCUGCUGGCACUGCCUCUUGCUCGCCACCAGAGGGCAGAGCUGCCUCACGCACACCUGCUGAGUCCAGCGUCAUGGUGCCUGAUGGACCAAGUAAAACCCAAGAGAACGAGGAGGCCGACACUCGACCACUGCACGACUCCCCCCAUGGCAACGGCAGCACUUUAUCGCCAGGGCAACCGAAGGCGAGCAAUUCUUCCAAGGUGACCGCCAACUCCAUCAACGGCGGUCAGGACCUGGCCCCGCCCCUGCUGGUGGAGCCCUCCUCCCUGUCCUAUCCUCACGCGGACGCGCCGCUCACCGUGGGCUCGUACCCCAGCGCCAAGAGCUUCUUGGGCAUGAGGGCGCGCGAGCUGUUUCGAAACAAGAGCGAGAGUCAGUGUGACGAGGAGCAGCCGCCGCCACCACGCCUGGCCGGCCUCGCCCACGGGCUGAAGACUGAGUUGUGUGUGGAGGCACCCUGUACGGGACAAACUGCCCCCGCCCUUGCCCCCGUCUGCCCCACGCCUUUUCCUGUUCCUCCUCCGCCACUUCCCUCCACCGCCACCACUCCUGUCACUGUGCCCAGCAAAGAGCCCGCCUCUGAGCCCAAACAGCGGGCCUCCAGCCAGGAAAGCCCCCGCAGGAAGGCAGGGGCAGGGUCCGGUGGAGGGCGGGGUCAGGCGGGGUCAGGGCGCCCCCGGCAACAGCAGCUAAAGAUCAUGGACUACAAUGAAACACAUCACGAGCACAGUUAGAGACACGAACUGAGCCGGGAGGACGGUGGAGAGACUGAAGUUUAAUGACGAAGAAGAGCUACAAAUCAGCAAAAGAGUAACAUGUCAGCAACUCUUCGGGAUUCAGUGUUAUUUGUUUCAUUCCCCUGAGUGGACAACAGGAUUUCCCUUCACUUUUUUUACUUUUAGUUUCUUUUUUUUUUUUUUUUUUUUUUUUUGACUUGUCAUUCAUUCCCUUCAGGAAGACAGGUGAAGAAAGUCAAUGUGUUACCAGUGAUGAAGCUACAAGUUUGGUUACAGUGAUCAGGUGCUGAGAAAGACGACAACAGGAUGUGAAUUAAGAAUCUAUAAUUUUAAGUGAAAGUCAGAGGAUCUGUACAACAAAUCUGAAACUACAGACAUUUAGCUUAGCGUAAAGGCAGCUAGCCUGGAAGUAGCUCUGCACACGAACCCUUACCAUUUGGUUUUUGUGCUAAUUAAACACUGUAAAACAUGUUAAUCUUCUAACAGACAGACAGACAGACUAGCUAUUUCCAUCCAAUUCCAGUUAUUUGUGGCGUUUGUAGACUCGUGUUUACCGUACAGACAUGAGAGAGGAGUCAGUCUUUUCACCCAACACUCCAAAACAAAGCUAUUAAGCCUGAUAGAGAUGUCCAGACUUCUCUUUUUAAAGGGUCUAUUCACCCAAAUUAAACUACCUAAAGUGAUUAAGAGCAACUCGGAAAGUUUUGGUUUUAUUUCAGGCUUCAUUUAGUUGCCUGUUAAGUUUCUACUUCACUCCAGUACAGAGGAGCUAAACUGAAAUACUGUUAGCAAGAUAAAGUUACAAAAUUUUGCUUUGGACUGAAAUAUUUCCUAAAUUAGCAGAGAUUGACUGGAUUAAAUAGAAACCUGAAACAUGGACCAUCUGCCGUUUGUUGCGGUUGAAACAGCAUUUGACAAACAGUGUUUAGUAGUCGCUCUGAAACUUUCUGUCACAUCACAGGAUCUGAAAUUGUGUGUUGGUAUUAUGAUUCUAGUUUGAGCACUUUAAGGACUUCUUAAAAGUUAGGGUUUAAAGUUUCCAAAAGCAUUCCAUGAAAAUCUACCAAAAGCUCAAGAAAAUCUGCUGAAGGGACCUUGAGGUCGACAUGAAGUAUCCCAGUUACUCUGGAUAAUCUAAACACCGAUCUGCAGAGCAUUCUCCUCUGAAGGAAUACCACUAUAUGGACAAAAAUAUUGGGACAAAUCAAGCACAUAGCACGAAAUUCCUACUGAUACACUCCCUUAUAUUUGAUAAACUUCCCCUGGAUUUGAAUGAGUUUUCCUGAAUGAGUGAUGACCAGAUGUCCCAAUAUUUUUGCGCAUAUUUUGUAGCGGGAGAAGAUUGUUCUCAUUGUGGAUUAUAUUUUGAAUAACUGGGACACUAUUCCUUCUGCUGUUUCUGCUGAGUAUACAUGCACAAAUCCAACCACCAUCAUAAACCCUGAACCUCAACACAUUUUUUUCCAAAGUAUCACUAGGUGAAAAUAAGACUUUUUUUUUUCCCCGCAAUUUUUAUGAAUUUGUCCUGAAACUCUGCAGGACGAUAUGAAAACAUGAGCAAGUCUUACAUCAGAUCUGGAGGUGCUGAUCAGUGUAUAAACGUUUGGCUUAUGUUUUUUGUAAGGCUUAUGUCUAUAUUUUGUUGAGGUGAAUUAACUUCCAUAUAAAACUACACUGAUUUUAGUCCAAGAUAAGUCAGAGGGGAUGGGUUUAGUCUGACAGUGUGAGCGUAUGUGAUAAUGUUGGCUCAAAACACUGCAACAAGGAGAGUGUAUGAAAUUUAGAAAACGAAUGAUGGAUUUUUACAUGCCACAUUGUGUCAUACCUUUAGUUUUUUAUUUAUUCAGCCAUAAAGGGUGCUCACAAGUGCAUAUCCAAAUUUUGAGUCAGACCUGGCAUGAGAUCCAAGCCUAAGUAUUUUCUGUUUAAGCCUACCAGCUGAUUGUUUUUGAAAGUGCCAUGCAGACAUUUGUGUUCUGGCUGAAUUUAAACAUAUUUAAACAGAAGUGUUGUUUCUCAUCUUGUGUGUACAUUCGGCAAGGAUGGGGAAACAAAAACCACUCGUCUAAACAGUUUUACUUCAUGCAGGUCUGACAGGCAGUGUUACCAGAGUGUUAGAGGUAAACUGCAGCUGAAAGUCGUCUAAAUCCUGUUGUCCACCGGGAACCCCUGCUGUCAUUUCCUUCUGCCUCGCUAUCUAAAGCAUGUUCAACAAUCCACUUUAAAAUGCCAACCAUAGUAACUACAGCAACCAAGACAGAAGGUACAAUCAGCACAAACAAGAAAUCAGGACUCUGACCGGAGCUGGGAAAUCUGGGACAAAAUGGCAAAAAAGGAAGUUCUUAAAGCAGUGGCUUGUGUUUAACUGUGAACAAUAAAGAUCGUCUUCAAUGUUUUGCACUACA